This is a messenger RNA of Lontra canadensis (Northern American river otter), 1789 nucleotides long. RefSeq names its product sodium- and chloride-dependent creatine transporter 1-like. The transcript has 13 exons. Gene Ontology annotation, cellular component: membrane. Gene Ontology annotation, biological process: sodium ion transmembrane transport. Lineage: Eukaryota; Metazoa; Chordata; Mammalia; Carnivora; Mustelidae. The coding region runs from base 1 to 1662 and encodes 553 amino acids. The record is from RefSeq and is a predicted model, not a curated record.
AUGGCCGAGGCCCCAGUACGAGAGGUAGUGACAGGCCCCGUAUGCCACAUGUACCUCCUUAGAUCUUACCUGUGGGAUUGGCCAUUUGGAGACAGGGACUGGCGGGCCACCUCUGUCUACGUGGCUGAUGGGAAAGGUACACCUGGCCCAGGUGUGACCAACCCGCUGGCCAUGUGUCCCCCAUCACGGAGUUCUGGGAGGCGGCCCAACACCUCUGAGCCGCUGCUCGCCUGGACCUCUCUCUGGGCUUUACACGUGGCGCGAGUCCGCGUGCGCCGGCGCCCAGGAGGGCCCCACCUGGACCCGAGGGCGGCAGGGCGGGGAGCGCCACCCCUGGGGCAGCUCCCAGUCACUUUACCCUCUGCUGGCCCAGCGCUCACGGGCUCUCCCUCCCCUAGGAACAAAGUCUUGCGGCUCUCCGAGGGGUUGGAGGUGCCAGGGGCCCUCAACUGGGAGGUGACCCUGUGUCUGCUGGCCUGCUGGGUGCUGGUCUACUUCUGCGUCUGGAAGGGGGUCAAGUCCACAGGAAAGAUCGUGUACUUCACCGCAACAUUCCCCUACGUGGUCCUCGUCGUGCUCCUGGUGCGUGGCGUGCUGCUGCCCGGCGCCUUGGACGGCAUCAUCUACUAUCUCAAGCCUGACUGGUCGAAGCUGGGGUCCCCUCAGGUGUGGAUAGAUGCCGGGACCCAGAUUUUCUUCUCCUAUGCCAUCGGCCUGGGGGCCCUGACGGCGCUGGGCAGCUACAACCGUUUCAACAACAACUGUUACAAGGACGCCAUCAUCCUGGCUCUCAUCAACAGCGGCACCAGCUUCUUCGCUGGCUUCGUGGUCUUCUCCAUCUUGGGCUUCAUGGCCGCAGAGCAGGGCGUGCACAUCUCCAAGGUGGCGGAGUCAGGGCCAGGCCUGGCCUUUAUCGCCUACCCCAGGGCCGUCACGCUGAUGCCUGUGGCCCCCCUCUGGGCUGCCCUGUUUUUCUUCAUGCUGCUGCUGCUCGGCCUGGACAGCCAGUUUGUAGGUGUGGAAGGCUUCAUCACUGGCCUGCUCGACCUCCUCCCGGCCUCCUACUACUUCCGUUUCCAAAGGGAAAUCUCUGUGGCCCUCUGCUGUGCCCUCUGCUUUGUCAUCGACCUCUCCAUGGUGACCGAUGGCGGGAUGUAUGUCUUCCAGCUGUUUGACUACUACUCGGCCAGCGGCACGACCCUGCUCUGGCAGGCCUUUUGGGAGUGCGUGGUGGUCGCCUGGGUGUACGGAGCCGACAGGUUCAUGGAUGACGUGGCCUGCAUGAUCGGAUACCGACCUUGCCCCUGGAUGAAAUGGUGCUGGUCCUUCUUCACCCCACUGGUCUGCAUGGGCAUCUUCACCUUCAACGUGGUGUACUACAAGCCGCUGGUCUACAACAACACCUACGUGUACCCGUGGUGGGGCGAGGCCAUGGGCUGGGGCUUCGCGCUCUCCUCCAUGCUGUGUGUGCCCCUCCACCUCCUGGGCUGCCUCCUCAGAGCCAAGGGGACCAUGGCUGAGCGUUGGCAGCACCUGACGCAGCCUGUGUGGGGCCUCCACCACUUGGAGUAUAGAGCUCAGGACUCGGAUGUCAGGGGCCUGACCACCCUGACCCCAGUGUCCGAGAGCAGCAAGGUGGUGGUGGUGGAGAGCGUCAUGUGACAGGCGCCCUGGCUCCCAUCACCAGCUCACCCUCUUGUAGCCAUAGCAGCCCCUGCUUUAGCCCCCCCCCCACCCCUCCGGGGGGCUUGCCUUUCCCUGACACUUUUGGGGUCUGCCGGGGGGGGGG